This is a messenger RNA of Rana temporaria (common frog), 1240 nucleotides long. It is a transcript of the gene VPS26C, whose product is annotated as VPS26 endosomal protein sorting factor C. Gene Ontology annotation, biological process: intracellular protein transport. The record is from RefSeq and is a predicted model, not a curated record. Bases 27 to 983 code for a protein of 318 amino acids. NCBI's taxonomy places the organism in Eukaryota, Metazoa, Chordata, Amphibia, Anura, Ranidae. The transcript has 8 exons. Gene Ontology annotation, cellular component: endosome.
GAAGGAAGUAGUGGUGCCACGUGACCAUGUGCGCAUCCAGUCAUGUGACUUUCUUCUUCCAUAGGAAGCACCCUGAUCACAGAGAGGAGAUGGGGACUGUGCUGGACAUCAAGAUCAAGAGGGCUAAUAAAGUCUACAGGGAGGGGGAGGUCUUAUCGGGAGUCGUGGUGGUGAUGAGUAAGGACACGGUUCAGCAUCAAGGCAUCACCCUGACAAUGGAGGGGUCUGUUAAUCUGCAGCUUAGUGCAAAGAGUGUUGGUGUUUUUGAGGCCUUCUACAAUUCAGUGAAGCCAAUUCAAAUCAUCAGCACCACUAUAGAGAUGGUAAAGCCAGGAAAAGUUCCCAGUGGUAAAACAGAAAUUCCUUUUGAAUUCCCCCUUGUCAUGAAGAGCAAUAAGGUCCUAUAUGAGACGUACCACGGAGUGUUUGUCAACAUUCAGUACACCCUCCGCUGUGAUAUGAAGCGAUCUCUGCUGGCCAAAGACUUGACUAAAACGUGUGAGUUUAUCAUUCAUUCACAGCCUCAGAAGACAAAGCUGACCCCAAGUCCAGUGGAUUUCACAAUCACCCCUGAAACGUUACAGAAUGUGAAAGAGAGGGUCUCUCUACCGAGAUUUCUCAUCCGCGGUCACCUGGACUCAACCAACUGCCUCAUCACACAACCUCUGACAGGGGAGCUGAUUGUGGAGACAUCCGAGGUUGCCAUUAAGAGUAUUGAGCUGCAGCUGGUACGAGUUGAGACUUGUGGCUGUGCAGAAGGAUACGCCAGAGAUGCCACAGAGAUCCAAAAUAUCCAGAUAGCAGAGGGCGAUGUGUGCAGAGGCCUCUCAAUACCCAUCUACAUGAUAUUCCCCAGACUGUUCACCUGCCCAACCUUGGAAACCACCAACUUCAAAAUAGAAUUUGAGGUGAACGUAGUCGUCGUUCUCCAGGAUGACCAUCUCAUCACAGAGAACUUUCCUCUCAAGUUGUGUCGAAUGUGACAUUGACUUCUGCAACCGGAGUCAUCUGAGAACCAAUCAGAGUGGAGCAGUCUGAGUAUCUGACGACUUAAACCCUCCAAUCGGUCUUUGCGCAAAUGCCACAGCAAGAUACAAUCUAGAGACGCUGUGAAAUUUGGUAUUUUUGAGGUAAAUAUUCAUCAGCUGGUUUAAAGACGCCUACAAUUGUCACUCCUCUUCUGGAGAACAGAAUUGGCCACCAUUGCCGAACUUUUAAUAAACUGUGUUCUAGAUUGAAA